Molecule: messenger RNA, 930 nt
Organism: Mucor velutinosus
Lineage: Eukaryota; Fungi; Mucoromycota; Mucoromycetes; Mucorales; Mucoraceae
Exons: 10
Coding region: 1-930 (309 amino acids)
Biological process (GO): retrograde transport, endosome to Golgi; intracellular protein transport
Cellular component (GO): endosome; retromer complex
Source: RefSeq, a predicted model, not a curated record
AUGUCGAUGGCUAGUCUCUUUGGGUUAUCUACACCAGUAGAUAUUGAAGUUAUCUUUUCAAAUGAAGAGCAGAGAAAGCAUAUGGAAGUCAAGGUUGAGAAGGAUAAAAAGGAAAACUACCCAGUCUUUCUCGAUGGAGAAACUGUUGCUGGAAAGGUCAAUAUAAGCUUAAAGGAUGGAAAAAAGUUAGAGCAUAAUGGCAUCAAAGUUGAGUUUAUUGGCAGCAUAGAGCUCUUUUAUGACAAGGGGAAAUCACACGAGUUUUUGACUUUAUCUCAGGAACUUGCUGCUCCAGGCGAGUUGCGUCAAAAUGCAGCUUUUGAAUUCGAGUUCAAGAACGUUGAGAAGCAGUAUGAAUGUUAUAACGGUAUCAAUGUGAAGCUGAGAUACUUUGUCCGUGUUACUGUCGCUCGUCGCUUGGCAGACAUAAUCCGUGAAAGAGACAUGUGGGUAAACUCUUACAGAAUGCCUGUUGAAGUGAACAAUUCGAUCAAAAUGGAGGUCGGCAUUGAAGAUUGUCUUCACAUUGAAUUUGAAUACAACAAAUCAAAAUACCAUUUGAAGGACGUCAUUGUUGGAAAAAUCUACUUUUUGCUGGUUCGUAUCAAAAUCAAAACAAUGGAACUCUCGAUUAUUAGACGUGAGACAACUGGUGCUUUGCCUAAUGUAUAUAAUGAAAGCGAGACGAUAACCAAGUUUGAAAUUAUGGAUGGAGCACCUGUUCGAGGCGAAACUAUUCCAAUCCGUCUGUUUCUUGGAGGUUUUGAGUUAACACCUACAUUUAGAGAUGUUAACAAGAAAUUCUCUACAAGAUAUUAUCUGAAUUUAGUCUUGAUUGAUGAAGAAAACCGACGCUACUUUAAGCAGCAAGAAAUUACUCUGUUUAGACGAAAGGUUGAUGACGGUUACCCUCCUGAUGAUGAAGAGUAA